Messenger RNA from Pseudoliparis swirei, 4408 nucleotides. RefSeq names its product TBC1 domain family, member 4 (gene tbc1d4). The record is from RefSeq and is a predicted model, not a curated record. The transcript has 23 exons. Lineage: Eukaryota; Metazoa; Chordata; Actinopteri; Perciformes; Liparidae. The coding region runs from base 597 to 4370 and encodes 1257 amino acids.
GUCAACGCGCACACAGCCGCUCCUCCUUGUGGAAGAGAAAGACUCACAGUCAGGAGGCUGCGUGAAGAUGCAUGUAUUUGAGACAAUACAUAAUGAAUAAAUAGCGAGCUGAUAGGGUGUUGGGGUUUGCUCAAGAGCAGCGUCAAAAGAAAGCCCAUUCGUCCGGGAGACUUGUUUACAGGAGCCGUCCGAACCACGCUCUCGGAGGCCAACUCCUCCGGGGCGGCGCGCGGCUGUUUUUAGAGCUUUUUUUGGGUCGCUGCCCAUGAAAACAGCGGCGGACCAGAGCAGAGACGCAGGGAAGCAGACUGCAACAACACCGACACGCGAUUGUAUCCGAGUGUCCUGAGAAGCAGCGCGGCGGCACUUUGAUGUCAUGCAUCUUGAGCGACGGGGCGAGCACGUGCGCGUGGAGCAGACCGCUCGGUUCCUUGCAACUUUUCGCCCUCGGAGGCGGGGACAUGGAAACGGUUGCAAACUAACUCCGCCCGGGCCUCGGGUUUGCGAGGGAUGUUAAGCCCGCAUCUGUUUUCUUUUCUUUAUUUGUGUCGUUUUUUAAAAGUCUUUUGAGUCGAGUCGCGCUGUCAAACGUCGACAUGGAGAGUCCGGAGGAGUCCGGUCGGCCGAAGUCGGAGAGGAGGUUCGCCCUGACCUACGUCGGCUGGUCCUCGCUCGACAGGCGGACCACCCUGCCCAUGCUGCCGUGGCUGGUGGCGGAGAUCCGCCGGAGGAGCGAGAGGGGCGACUGCGGCCCCGCGGGGCAGCCGAGGGAGGUCCAGCUGGUGCUCAACCCGCCCUUCGUGCGCUGCGUCCCGGCCAACAGCAGCAGCUCCUCGGUGUUCAUAUUCGAGCACAAGGCGCAGCUCGUCUCGCGCUUCAUACACAACAGCAACGACCUCACCUACUUCGCCUACCUCACGCGGGGCCAGCCCGACAACCCCGAGUCCGAGAUGUCCUGUCACGUCUUCAGGGCCUGCGACCCCAACCAGGUCCCCGAGGUGAUCAGCAGCAUUCGCCAAGUGUCCAAAUCGGCCUUAAAAGAUGACGCCAAGCCCAAACAGGAAGCGGAAGAGGCCUUCUACAACUCCCAGAAGUUUGAAGUGCUUUACUGUGGCAAGGUGAUGGUUCUGCUCAAAAAGGCCCCGGUCACCCUCAUCGACGACUGCAUCGACAAGUUCCGUCUGCACGAGGUCGAGCGCAAGCGCCUGCGCCUGCUCGGCGGCCAGCGGGCGUCCACAGACGGCGCCCCGGUGGAGUUCCUCAUCGGGGGAGAAGGAGACCCCCUCUCCUCCGCUCUGAACGAGGGCACAGAGGACACGGAAGGCGCCGGACUGGACGACAUGGGCAGAGGUCAAAGCCUGUCCAACAGCGCCAGUCAGAGCAGCCUGCGCGGGGCCUUCCCCGAGUGCAUCCUGGAGGACUGCGGCUUCGAGGAGCCCCAGGAGUUCCGCACGCGCUGCAGCAGCCUGGCCGGCGGCCUGCAGAGGAAGCCGGGGGAGGGCGUCCUCCUGGCGCCGGCGCGCCGCCGGCACUCCAGCGCCCCCAACCACGUUCAGCCCUCCGACUCGGACAAGAACCGCACCAUGCUCUUCCAGGUCGGGCGAUUUGAAGUGAAUCUCAUCAGUCCGGAGAGUAAGUCCGUCGUGCUGGAGAAGAACUUCAAAGAUAUCUCGUCGUGCUGUCAGGGUGUCAAGCAGUCCGACCACUUCGGGUUCAUCUGCCGCGACCAUGCCGAGUCGGGCCCCGGUCAGUACGGCUGCUACGUUUUCCAGUGUGCCAGCGAGUCGCUGGUGGACGAGGUGAUGCUGACCCUGAACCAGGCCUUCACGACGGCGGCGGCCUUGCAGAGCAACAAGACCCAGAUCCAGCUCUGCGAAGCCUGCCCCAUGCACGACCUGCACAAGCUCUGCGAGCGGAUCGAAGGCCUCUACCCACCCAGAGCAAAGCUGGCUAUCCAAAAAUAUCUCUCCCAGCUGACUGACAACGAGCAGGCCGAGAUCUUUGAGCGAGUUCAGAGACUGAAGCCCGGCUCGGACCAAGAGGAGAACGAGCUGGCGGUGCUCUACCUGAGGCAGCUCUGUGGGAGCAAGCAGAAGUCCCACCUCCACAUCGGAGAGGCCCCGCAGAAUGCGGCGAGCGGCUCGUCGGCAGGAGACGGCACGGCCACCAGCAGUCGCUUCAAACUGGACAUCCUCAAGAACAAGGCCCGCUCCUCGCUCACCAGCUCCCUGGAGAACAUCUUUGCCAGGGGCGCCAGCCGGAUGCGAGGCCGUUUGGGAAGCAUGGGAAGCCUCAGCAGCUUUGAGAGGCAGGAUGAGGAGUCUCCCGGUCACUCCCCUCCGGGCUCCCCUCCCGCUUUCCCCGACGACGACGGCGGCGACGGCGGCGGAGACCCGGAAGCCGGCCUGCAGUUCCGCCAGCGCGCCCACACCUUCAGCCACCCGCCUGUGAAGAAGCGCAUCUCCUUCGAGGGCCAGCCGGCCGGCCAGAGCAGGCAGCAGCCGCCGCUGCGCAGACAGCAGUCGGUCAACCCCGAGCUGCUGCAGAGCAGUCCCGCCGCCGUCUCGAGAACGCGCAGCGUCUCGGAGAGCGAGUCCACCUUCGGCCUUCCCUCCUCCUUCUCCGCCCCCACUUUCCUGAAAAGCAUUUACCAGGGCUCGCUGGGCUCCCUGAGCUCCCUGGCAGACAGUGGGAGCCUCAAGAGCAAUGGUGAAGGCAGGAAGAGGACCCAGUCCGUGUGCAGCGGUGACUCUGUGAGUGGGGGGGGCCUCCUCCCCGCGACCCCCCGCCGGGUCUCCUGGAGACAGAAGAUCUUCCUGCGCGUCGCCUCGCCCAUGAACAGGCCGCCCGCCUCGAUGCAGUGCCCAGACCACCCUGACAGCAGCGAGCUGCCGCCCCUCUCCCCUCGCCUGGACCCUCUGGGCCGCCCGCUGCCCCCGCCGCGCGACCCCUUUUCCGGGGAGAGGCCGAAGAUGACGGGGCCCGACUACCGGGCCCUCUGGAAAACCGCCAUCCACCAGCAGAUCCUGCUGCUGCGCAUGGAGAAGGAGAACCAGAGACUGGAGGCGAGCAGAGACGAGCUGCACAUCCGCACGAUGAAGCUGCACUACCAGGAGGUGGGCCAGUGCUCCAAGGAGGUGCUGGCGCUGUGGGAGAGAAAGCUGUCGGCCCCGGGCAGAACCACGGUCCCACAGGACAAGGAGGAGGUGUACCGCGCUCUCAGCCAGGGCGUUCCCAAGAGCCGCCGCGGGGAGGUCUGGCUCCUCCUUUCCCACCAGCACCGGCUGCGUCACAGGCUGCCCCAGCGCCAUCAAGCCCCGGACACCCCCUACCAAGACCUGCUGAAGCAGCUCACCGCGCAGCAGCACUCCAUCCUGGUGGAUCUAGGCCGGACCUUCCCCACCAUCCAGUACUUCUCGGCCCAGCUAGGCGCGGGGCAGCUCUCCCUCUACAACCUCCUGAAGGCCUAUUCUCUGCUGGAUACAGAGGUCGGCUACUGCCAGGGCAUCAGCUUCCUGGCCGGAGUGCUGCUGCUGCACAUGAGUGAGGACCAGGCCUUCGACAUGCUGAAGUUCCUCAUGUACGACCUCGGCAUCCGGCAGCAGUUCAGACCCGACAUGGUCUCCCUGCAGGUCCAGAUGUACCAGCUCUCCAGGCUGCUGCACGACUACCACCGCGACCUGUACAACCACCUGGAGGAGCACGAGAUCGGGCCCAGCCUCUACGCGGCGCCGUGGUUCCUCACCCUCUUCGCCUCGCAGUUCCCGCUCAACUUCGUGUCCCGCGUCUUCGAUUUCGUGUUUGUCCAAGGGACCGGGGUGAUCUUCAAAGUGGCGCUCUGUCUGCUGAGCAGCCACGAGGGGGCGCUGGUGGAGUGCGACAGCUUCGAGAGCAUCGUGGACUAUCUGAAAACGACACUUCCCGCCCUCACUCUGGCCCAGAUGGAGCAGACCAUUGCCAAGGUGACGGAGAUGGACAUCUCCAAGCAGCUGCACGCGUACGAGGUGGAGUACCACGUCCUGCAGGACGAGAUGCUGGAAGCCGGGCCGCCGCCCGACGACUCGGACCGGCUCGACAAACUGGAGAAGACCAACGUGCAGCUGAAGAAGCAGAACAUGGAGCUGCUGGAGAAACUUCAGGCUGCGCGGCACAAGAUCCAGACGCUGGAGACGAGCGUGGAGAGCUUCCUGUCUCGGGAGAGCAAAAUGAAGCACAUGAUUCGCACUCUGGAGCAGGAGAGGGCGGCUCACCAGAAGACCAUCGAACGCAUGCGCUCGUGCCUUCCCCCGGACGCCCUGACGGAUGUGGAGAUGACCCAGAUCCAGACGGGACCCAACGGGAAAGCCAAAACCGCAGCCAAGAAGCCCUGAUGGCGACCGGGGUGGGGAGGCGGGGUCGGGGUCGGGGU